This is a messenger RNA of Pygocentrus nattereri (red-bellied piranha), 4423 nucleotides long. It is a transcript of the gene aoc2, whose product is annotated as amine oxidase copper containing 2. The record is from RefSeq and is a predicted model, not a curated record. The transcript has 4 exons. NCBI's taxonomy places the organism in Eukaryota, Metazoa, Chordata, Actinopteri, Characiformes, Serrasalmidae. Gene Ontology annotation, biological process: amine metabolic process. Bases 58 to 2340 code for a protein of 760 amino acids. Gene Ontology annotation, molecular function: quinone binding; primary methylamine oxidase activity; copper ion binding. Gene Ontology annotation, cellular component: plasma membrane.
GCUCCAGAGCCUGCACAUCUGCAUUUCUCCAGCUCCUACCCUCUGUAUCUCACAGGCAUGGUUGCCCAAGUGACCAGCUCCCUGGUCAAGUGCCUGUUGAUCAUACUCGGACUCAUCUCUGUCAUCGUGAAUAUCGUGCUGAUCUGCUUGAACUCAAGCAGGCUUCCAAAAUGUCACCUCCAAGUGCAGGACUCCAUUGCAGCCAACCACACGGACCACAGCAUGGUUUUUGCAGACCUCACGGCACUGGAGUACCUCGCGGUCCGGGAUUAUAUGUGGAACCAGAAAGAUUUGAAGAUUUCCCGUUCUGCAAUUGCAAAGCCAUCAGAAAACUUUCUCUUCUUGAUUGACCUCCUGCUUCCAAAAAAGCAGGAUGCUCUAUUUUAUUUGGACCAACAUGGUCCCAAACCCCAACGCAAAGCCACUGUGGUCGUGUUCUUCGGGCAGUCCUCAUAUCUCAAGGAAUAUGAGGUGGGACCCCUGGAUGGUCACCUCCGUCACCGAGAUGUCACGAAGGAAAGGUACAAUGUGGAGAAUCUACCUUUCACAGCCAGGACAGUGACCAUCGGAGAAUAUGUGGAGCUUUUCAUAUUCCUAGAAUCACAAGUGUUCCAGAAGCUCGAGAAUGAGCUGAGAGAGAGCUUUGGCUACAUCCCAAGGAAGAGGAACCUGAACCCAUUUGAAGGGAUGCCUAGAGGACUGAAGGCAGGAGACCGAAAGACCUGGAUUUCUUUCUUCCGUGACGAAAGCGGGAUAUACAUUCAUCCAGUGGGUUUUGAAGUCUUAAUCAACCACGAGAGUAAAAACUCGUCUGAUUGGAGUGUGCUUAAGCUGCUCUACAAUGGAAAAUACUUUGAAACGCUUGAAAGCUUCAAAAAGGAUUAUGAAAGAGGUCUAGUGACAAAGAUUGUCUACAAGGCGAUUCCGAACUAUGCGUCACUGAAACCGAGAAAGAAGCCCACCGGCUUGAGUCCGCAGCAGUCUUAUUUGCAAGGGAAAAGGUUCAGCGUGAAAAAUAACCAGGUGAUUUACAUGGACUGGACCUUUGCCUUUGGCCUGAGCUCACUAACAGGAAUGCGUGUGUUUGACGUUCGCUUCAGAGGGGAGCGGAUUGCCUACGAGAUCAGUGUCCAGGAGGCCAUGUCCGUCUAUGGGUCCAACACACCUGGCAUGGUCCUCACAAAGUUCCUUGACUCAAGCAUCGGAAUUGGUCGCUUUGCACACGAGUUGGUGAGGGGUGUAGACUGCCCUCAUGUGGCCACCUAUGUUGACGUCUACCGUUACAUCGACACAAAUGUCACACACCGCUUCCGCAAUGCCAUCUGCAUCUUUGAGUAUGAUGUUGGGCGGCCGCUCAGGCGCCACUUCUCAGACUUCUUCUAUAAUAGCUAUGGCGGCAUGCCCAACAGCGCUCUCUACAUGCGCACCAUCACAGCCAUAGGAAACUACGACUACAUAUGGGACUUCAUCUUCUACCAGAGUGGCUCUGUGGAGGCCAGAGUGCAUGCCACCGGCUACAUAUCCUCAUCAUAUAAGAUUGAUGGAAGCCUCAGGUAUGGCCACCAGGUCGCGCAAAAUGUGCUCGGAAACAUCCACACGCAUUUUGUCAACUUCAAGGUGGAUCUGGAUAUUUUAGGUGUAACCAAUAACUUCCUGACGAAAGACAUGGCGUUUGAGGAGGUGUCAUUGCCAUGGACAGCUGAGCGGAAGGUGAAGGUGCCGUACCUGGUCGAAAAGCAGACCAAGACGGAGAGGGAGGCGGCACUGCACCAUGGCACUAAAACCCCCCGCUACCUCCAUGUGGCCAGCAAUCGGACUAACCGCUGGGGUCACGAGCGCUCGUACAGGCUGCAGUUGACCAGCUUUGCUGGAGACCAUCUCCCUGAGAGCGAGCCGGAGGAGAGGAGCAUGUCUUGGGCUCGGUACAAAGUUGCCAUAACGAAGCACAAAGACAAUGAGCCAACCAGCAGCAGCCUGUACGGUCAGAAUUAUAUGUGGGACCCUGUGGUAGACUUCAGCAAGUACGUUGAGGAUGACGAGUCCAUUGUGAACCAGGACUUGGUUGCCUGGGUAACCGCAGGUUUCCUCCACAUCCCACAUGCAGAGGACAUCCCCAACACGGUUACAGUAGGCAACGGUGGCGGCGUCCUCCUGAGACCGCACAACUACUUUGAUGAAGAUCCAUCCAUUCACUCACCAGACGGUGUGUACUUUGAGCCUGGCUCGGAGCAUGACUGUGAGUACAACAAGGUGGCAUGUUUAGAGAAGGAUCUGUGCAGUCCAACACUGGAGCCCUACACCUACAAUGGCUUCGAAGGAGUCAUGAAGUUCGAGGGGUAACUCUUGUGAAUAGUAGCUGUAAGUUAAGGUGACUGGACAUUUCACGGCUCAUCUGAGGGGCUUCGUCAGUUGUGAUCAAUCAGACAUCUUCCAGAUGAGAGCAACAAUGUUAUUCAUGAAGACCCCACCCCCACACCGCAGUUGAUCAGCCAAAAUAUACUUGGUGUCAAAUAUUUGCUUCAUUAGCCUUGCUCUUCAUUAGCUAGGAGGCUAAAGUAGCAGUGAUGAAAAACUUAUACACCCACCAAUUACCAUGCUUAGAUCAUCAUCUACAUGCCUGGAACCAUGUGGAGUAUCUCUGAUAGACUUGAUUAUGUGGUUUCUGACACUGUAUCACUUAGUCUUAUCUGUAAACAUGGACUUAAGUAGAGACAAAAUUCUAGCCUGAAAAAUUUCAAGAUAGCUACUAAUACUGUUUUAGCUUUGUACAGCUGUCAAAUAAACCUGAAAAGGUGUACAUUAAGGAAGAAUAGACACUGAAAUGCAUAUCAUUGAAGAGUCAUUGAUUAGCCUGCUUCACCCACAUAACAGUGAGCCUCUGUCUAACUAGAGCUGCACUGGUCUGCCUCAUGGUGGCACUGUAGCAAAUUGGUUGCAAGUUGGUCAUUCAUAGCCUAGAAAUUUAGAGGUACCUCUCAAAAACUUUACAGCAUAGUGCAAAAGGUAAAUGUAAAUGUGAAAACUGGCUCACAAUCCCCAGAGUUUGGUGGAAAGAAUAAACUGUUAGCCAGGUCCCAAACUGAACACAAGAGAUGUGUCAGAUCUGAGUUAAAGCUGCACUAUGGAAGGUUUUUUGGUAAAAAAAAAAUUAACAGCAUCGCUGAGUCAGAGGCCAGAGGCGUCAGGCUGGGAGUUUUUCAGGCCACUGUAUGUCUUUGCUAUAAUUCACAGGCUCAAAAAGAAAGUCCAGCUUGAUGUUCAGGUCUCAAACACAAAAUUAACAUUAUGCUGAUGAAGAUGUGAUGAAAAAAGUACAACCCCAAUUCCAAUGAAGUUGUGACGUUGUGUAAAACAAAUAAAAACAGAAUACGAUGAUUUGCAAAUCCUUUUCAACCUAUAUUCAAUUGAAUACACUACAAAGACAAGAUAUUUAAUGUUCAAAAGGAUAAACUUUAUUGUUUUUUGCAAAUAUUCACUCAUUCAACUCUGGAAUGGCCAGCUAAUAUGGGACCCCUUUGAUAACCAGGAGGUAUUUCACACACCAGCUAUGGGAUGUACUGUCAUAGACAACAAUAUGUCAAACAGUGAAAGGUGUUUUAAUGUUGCUAACUAAUCAUUCAGAAUAGCUGCUGCUGCAGCUGUAAAAUUCAGUUGCUUUGUUAGCUACGUUAGCCUCACAGCUCCAGCUCAAAGCUAAGCAAACUUCAAGCACCAAACAUGUCUCAACUGAUCAACACUUUAACCCCUUUGGUAGGCCCAGAGUUUAUUACACACUCCUAUAAUAUAAGAAGAGCUCAGCCAGUUUGCAUUGAUGCCCUUGUAGUUACUGAAGAAUAAGCCUUAGCAUGUAAUAAGUCUGGGAUUUUAAGGGGUUAAACCUCAAGUGCAGUCACCUUGAUUUGUAAUUAGUAGGUAGUUCAAUGAGCCACAUAAUUAAAAACCUUUGGAUAAACUCUUUUUAGUCCUUUUUUCUCCUUUUAACCACUAUAUUAAGUCCAAUACUUAAGUAUUGUGAUUGUAUAUUUGUUACAUUUGCAUUUUUCAUUUGAUUGUUUGAGUUUUUUCUAUAUUUUUUUAUUUUGUGAUAUCAACUAUUGAUACAAUUUUUCUCUGUAUUAUUUUUUUUAUAAUUAAUAUCAAAUGCACUGCAAAAAACGGAUAUUAACAUUAAACACAGACAUUAACAUUCAUUAACUCUAUAUUCAGCACCUGGUGUAGUGAUAUAGCUUUACAUAGCUGUGUAGUCUGCAGUACUAGUUUGUGGAAGAUCAUCCAAACCUGCCUCAUUAUGAAUUUCUGUACAUUUAAUUAGUACAUACUGGUUUAUGCAGAGGAUUUCAUUAUGGACAAUUUUAAAGGGCUCAUAUCAUGGAAAAACUACAUGUUCUUCACUUUUGUAAAAUAAAAGACUUUGUAAAAAUUG